GGAUUUGGCUCCAUUCACCACCACUCUCUGGGCCCGGCCUUCCAGCUAGUUCCUUAUCCAGCCAAGAGUGCACCUGUCCAAGCCUCUGGCUGCCAGCUUCUGCAGGAGAAUGCUGUGGGAGGCAGUGUCAAAGGCUUUGCUGAAGUCUAGGUAGACCACAUCAACAGCCUUUCCCUUGUCUACCAGACAGGUCAGUAGAUCAUAGGAGAUCAGGUUGGUCAAGCAGGACCUGCCCUUUGUGAACCUUUGUGCUGGCUAGGCCUGAUCCCUGGUUGUCCCGCGCGUGCCGUGUGAUCUCCCUCUGCUCCAUAACAUUCCUUGGCACCGAGGUCAGGUUCCACUCUCCAGAAGUUCACCUCUUCUCCCUUUCUCAAAGGCAGAAAUAAGUUCUUGCAACAGACUUACUGCCUUGAAGGGUAUUUUUACAGCUACAUUUCCUAUUUAUAGCCACAGUGCUUUGGCUGCUCUAUAAAUGGUUCUUUCAAAUCUCUCAAAAUAGGAUCACUUUUUUUUAUCUAUCAAAACACUGAAUUAGCUUUCACUCAUACUUCAAUUUAGGAAUCCAUUAUCCCAAGUAUUAGAAAGGUUCUACUGUGAAGCCAAAGUCUAGAAAUCACGAAGGAUUUUUCAGAUUUUUAUCAAAUUUUCAGCAUGCAUUAUAAGUUCUUUUAAUGCUUUAUUGCUGGCUAAAUUUUGCUCUACUAUUUUAGAAAGCAGGAAUUAACUCCAUUUAUGCUACCCAAGAUUAUUAGUAAGUUAUGGGUUAUUGAGAACAAAGGCGGGGAAGACAGCAGAUUGAAGCGCUGAGAGAGAUCAGCGUGUGGGCAGUGUUCUCACUAGUUUAAUUCUUUGCCAAGAGGAAGAACAAAGUAAUUGUGGGGGGAGGAGAAAGCAUUUUCCAAACUGAAGCUGAGUUGGAAUGCUGAAGGCAGUUAGAUGACAGUAAAGCAGAGCUCUUUCCAGGGAGCAAGUCACUUUCCGGCUGGUUCUGCUCUGAGCUCGGGCUCAGCUCAGGAUUUAGAGAGAAAGCAGCAGGCCUGCGUACACGAGCCUAGCGGAGCCUCGCACCGAGCGCGGGACGGCGCGCACUGAGGAGGCGAGCGCUCAGCGGCGCCGCAGCCCCGCACCCACAGCCGCCCGCCGAGCAGCCGCGCACAUGGCGCCGCCGUCUCCCGCCUGGCUUCACCGCGCACGCUCAAGUGCUCCUCCAGCCCCGCCCUGCGUUGCCGUGGCUACCGCAACGCGCUGCCCGUGCGUGCAGCGCCACCAUGGAGAGCCGCCCGGGACGGGAGGUCCUGCGGGAGCCCUGCAGGGAUGGCACCGGAGCGGGGAGCGCCCCGCGGCGCUGAGCGGCACCCAGCACCUGGCGCGACGGCCGAUGUACUGCAAGCAUUCCUGCAGAAAGGUUAAAAAGUUGAGCUCGCCCUUUGGAGAUGGAAGGUGCCUCGGAGAGCUGCCCCUCAGGUGUUCCAGCAGGAGCACGGGCAGCAGAGCAGCCUCCUGCAGGGCCCAGGCAGGCUGGCAGCACGGAGCCGUCCGGCGAGGCCCUGCUUCACCCUGCUGCCAGCACGAUGCAGGCAGAGGAGGGCUGCAAGCUGCUGGCCUCCUGGGAGCAGGCAGGGGCAGCUCUGCAGGAGGCACCUGGAGAAGGACUCUGUCAUCAGGAGGUGAUGGAUGAUGGCAACCAAGGUGUGCUCGAGCCACAGAACCCCUUCAGUGCGUCACCUGAGAAUGCAUCUCCUGUUGCCGUUACAAAGUCCUCUACAUUACCUGAAUUAAGAAGUUCAGAAAGGGAAGAAGAAACAUCUCAAAAUGCAUCGCUGUCAGAGAAUGUGACAAGUUCAACAGGGACAGGAAGCAUAAUUCAAACUGUUAUGUGGAGUAGGGCUGAAUUUCAUGAAACUACCCAGUCUGAGAAGUUGUGUCUUGACCUGGAACUUUUACCUAGUAAAGCAGCUCAACAGGAUUACCAUAUGCCAGAUGUCAUCACUGUCAGAGUACAGAUGGAUUCUGAGUCAUUCCACGAUGUAGCUGUGAAAAUUGAAAGACCUACUUUUCGUAAACCAUUUCUGGGUGGAUUUAAGAACAGAGUAACAGGAGUGGAAUUUCAUAAUGCAGGGUCACAAACGGUACCCAAAAAAAGACCUGAAAAAGGAACUACAUUAUUUUGUAGAGAAACACAGACAGUUUUUGAAAGAAAUAAAUAUCAACAAACAACAAGCCCAACAUCUACACAGAUGACUAAAAGUGGCCUGUAUGUGUCUAACAAAAGUGACAAACUAAUAACCCCUGGAAAGUACCUAACAGCAGAGGAAUACCAUAAGCGUCGACUUGAAGCAGUAAUAGUAUUACAGAAAUACUUUCGUCGUUGGCAUGCUAGAAAUAUAGUACAAAACCUGAAGGAAAAAAAGAGAUUAAGGCUGGCAUGGGAAGCACAACAAGUGUUACAAAGGGAAAAAGAGAAAGAAGACAAACUGAGAAUGGAGCAGGAGAGAAAACUGAACCCUAAAACCAAAGAAGACUUCGACCUGCUUUACCACGCUUUAGAAUCAUGGAGGCAGGAGGAGACGGAACGGAUUAACAGAACUCUUACUGGAGCUGAAAGAAAGGCAGCACUUUGUGGACUUCUAGAACAAGAGACACAGCUGAUUGCUUCCAUUGGGAGACACAAGCUAAAUGCAGAUGAGGACAAUCAACAGAAAGCAGUGCUGCACUUUCUGGAUAAGUGUGCACAACCUAAGAGAUGGAAAGCAUGUGAUGGAAAAAUCACUGAAAUGGAUACACAAUACACACUCCGUGCCAGAGAACUACUUGAAAUCUACCGCAGUGUUAGCAUGAACGACAUCCCGAAAGACGAGAGAAGAGAUGUGCUGCUAACACUCAGAGGUACAGUGAAGGAACACAAAUGUAAAUUAACACAGGAAAUAGUGGAAUUAAUUGACAGGGAAGUUGAUCUUAUGUCAAUAGAAGUAAAAGAAUGCAACUUAGAAGGACUGAGGAAAAGAAUUUGUACACUAUUUCUUCAGUAUAUUAAAAUUCCGAAGUUUAACCCUGAAGUUGCAAGGAUACUUAAGGUUCCACCAGAUCCCUUAAAGCUUUAUAAAAACGUUCACUUCUGUCGCAGUUGUGAAAAUUACUUACCAGCUACUGAGUUUCCUAUUCCUGCUAAUUCCCGCACCGUUGGCAGAUGUCACUUCUGUUGCAAGCUUGAUAAUGAGGCUCGGCAACGAGAAUCAUUUCUGAAGUACAGACUGAUUCUAGAAAGUCUCAGAAAGUCUGAAGCUGAUUAUAAGGACGAUGCUAGAAUUGUUUUCUUAGUUCAGCAGCAGCAUCUGCAGUACAUGAUUGAGAACAUAUGGGGCUGUCAGUCAGCUCUUAGUUCUUGCAAUGACCUCUAUGAUUUGGUUAUGGUCAGAUGGGAUAAGCAGCAAGAGUGGUCUCCAUGGAACACUAUUCUCCUCACUAAAGAUGAAGCUGAUGCACAUCUUAAGCUGCAUAACCUUCAAGAGGCUUAUGAAGCAUCAUUUAUUCAUGGAAUAAAGCAUAAGCAUAUCCGGGCAAAAAAGUACUUUGCUCAGAUCCCAGUGAUGACAUCACUUUUCCACAGGAGUGACAAGCAGGCUAAUGCAAGUUAAUUUUUAAUAGCUAUCCUUAUUCCUACUCAUAUGAAAACGUAACUCUUCAGAUAACAGGUGUCAAAGAAGUUCACUGAAUUAUUUACUAAUACAAUUCCUCUGCUUUUAAAGAAAUAUGUUGUUUUCCCAACACCUAAACUGCAUUUCAUAGAUCAAAAUAAAAUUCUGAGUAUAAAAUAAUUUGAUCCUUACCAAUCCAUGUAACUGCAUUUCAUGCUUUGUAGCCUCAUUAUUUAAAAGGUAGAUAGUUGAUGGUGAGCUGUUUACAUUCAUGAGCCAUGACUGUUUGGUUAUGUAUGCCUGUGUUACUUGGAAUAUUUUGUUUGCAAACUAAUAUUUUUGAUGAGGUAAUUAAGCUAAAUCUUUGUUGUUUUUUACUUAUAAAAGUAAUAAUAAUUAUAUGAAAUUUA
This is a messenger RNA of Tympanuchus pallidicinctus (lesser prairie-chicken), 4045 nucleotides long. It is a transcript of the gene IQUB, whose product is annotated as IQ motif and ubiquitin domain containing. Gene Ontology annotation, biological process: cilium assembly. Gene Ontology annotation, cellular component: motile cilium; acrosomal vesicle. The transcript has 12 exons. Lineage: Eukaryota; Metazoa; Chordata; Aves; Galliformes; Phasianidae. Gene Ontology annotation, molecular function: protein binding. The coding region runs from base 1434 to 3635 and encodes 733 amino acids. The record is from RefSeq and is a predicted model, not a curated record.